Molecule: messenger RNA, 3779 nt
Organism: Oryzias melastigma (Indian medaka)
Lineage: Eukaryota; Metazoa; Chordata; Actinopteri; Beloniformes; Adrianichthyidae
Gene: slc39a6
Product: solute carrier family 39 member 6
Exons: 12
Coding region: 348-2639 (763 amino acids)
Biological process (GO): zinc ion import across plasma membrane; intracellular zinc ion homeostasis
Cellular component (GO): membrane
Molecular function (GO): zinc ion transmembrane transporter activity
Source: RefSeq, a predicted model, not a curated record
UUUUUUGCACAAUAAACAAAUGUUUGUUUUUUUAUAUUUUAUUUACGAGACUGUUUUGCAUAACUUGAAAAAUAUACAUUUAAAGUAGAUACAUGACAAGAUAAGAUUUAUUUGAUGUUGUUCCUCCACCAAUAGUCCAAAAAGUAAACUACGGCAUGCUAAUCGUGUCAGUCUCGUCUGUUUGGUCUAUGGAAAGCUCGGAUUUCAGGGAGUCAUUGAAAGCACCAUGCCACUGCUCCCGGAUAGGAGAAGCUAGCAGCAGAAGCAGUGGUGAGCAGGCCCAGAGACACUCCUGAAAAACGAACAGAUAGAAGCCUAAAACCACUGUAACAGAAACAACAAAGAAAAUGAGAGCAGCUGUCACUGCCGCAGUGCUACUCUUCACCGUUGGCAACAUUUCCGCCUCUUCAGAGUGCGGCCAUCACUUCCUGUCAUCGGUGAUUGACCCGCAGAAAGCUGAGCAGAGCCAAAGACAUCACCUGGAGGCGCUGUUCCAGAGGUAUGGGGAAAACGGCACCAUCUCUCUGGCCGGGUUGCACCGCCUCCUGAAAAGCGUCGGGCUCGAUCGCAUCCGGAGCGUCAUGGUCCAACACCGUGAGGUCCCGGGCCACCACGACCAUGAAAAGCACCACCAUCAUCACCAUGACAACGAAAAACAUCACCAUCAUCACCAUGACAACGAUUCUCAUGAGAAGCACAAUCACGAGGGUCAUCAGCAAUCCAGCAAGUCCUCGGAAAUCUCUGACAUCAAACCCACAGAGGCUGGAGCUAGAACCUUGCAGGGACACAGCGCCCGGGAGAAACGCCACGAACCACAGCUCCCUGCUGCAGAGCAAACUGUGGCUGUCACCACCGUCUCACUGGUGACGGAGGGAGGUGCAUCGACUGUUACAGGCACCAGGAGUGAUGUUCACACCCAUGAGCGGGUUCAUACCCAUAAGCAUGAGAACGAUCACGACAAUCACCAUGAUCACCACGAUCAUGGCAAUCACCAUGAUCAUGAUCACGAUCACAACCAUGAUCAGGAUCACAACCACGAUCACAGGCACAGGAGCCAGGAACAUCUCCACAACGGCAGCACGGAUAGCACAGAGUGCCUGAACGCCUCCAGCAUCCUCUCCUACCACGGGAUGUCCCUAGAAGUGGGUGUAACUCUUGGGGACUUCAGUUACCUUUGUCCUGCCCUCCUCAACCAGAUGGACAGUGGAGCCUGCAUCUGGCACAAAGAUGACCCCCGACAUGAAAACCAAGACCAUCAACAUCACAAACAUGCACAUGGUCACCAUGGAAACCAUAACCAGUCCGACCAAAGCCAUGAGCGUACAGGAGGAGACAACGUGAAAAACAUCACUAUUGCGUGGACCGGCGGCUUCAUCUCCAUCACCAUCAUCAGCCUGCUGUCUCUGCUUGGCGUGGUCCUAAUCCCUCUCAUGAACAGAGUCUUCUUCAAGUUCCUGCUCAGCUUCCUGGUGGCGCUGGCUGUGGGCACGCUGAGCGGUGACGCCUUCCUGCACCUCAUCCCCCACUCUCAGGCAGGACACUCUCACCACCACCAGGAGGUGGGUUUGAACACGGAACACCCCCAUCACCUCCAUGAGGAGGAGGAGGAGGAGAACCUGGACGGAGUGUGGAAGGGCCUGACCGCUCUGGGAGGAGUCUAUGUCAUGUUUCUCAUCGAACACUUCCUCACGCUGGGAAAAAUGUACAAAGAGAAGAAGCAGAAGGUCCAGAAGAAGUGGGAUCAGAGCGACAAAUCGGAUCCAGAGAAGCAGCCGGCUCUGGAGACCGACCUGAAGCCAAGUGAAGACGUGGAAUCAAACGGCGCCGGCACUUUUGGCGAACACUCAAGUGGCCUGCACAGCGUUAGCGGCGUGUCAGAGGAGGAGCAGGUGAUGCUGGCGCCGCAGGUUUCCGUGGUCUCGCCGCAGAGUUACACCCGGUCUGGCGGCGCCGCCGCCGCUUACACGGCGGAGGACUGCGAGAACAAGUGCCACUCCCACUUCCAUGACACGGUGGGCCAGGCCGACAGCAUGCACCACCACCACCACGACUACCACCACAUCCUGCACCACCACCACUCCCAGAACCACCACCCGCACAGCCACUCCCACUCCUACUCCGAGCAGCACUUCCAGAAGGCGGGCGUGGCCACGCUGGCCUGGAUGGUCAUCAUGGGGGACGGGCUUCAUAACUUCAGCGACGGCCUCGCCAUCGGUGCUGCCUUCACUGAGGGUCUGUCCAGCGGCCUCAGCACCUCCGUGGCUGUUUUCUGUCACGAGCUGCCGCAUGAGCUGGGUGACUUUGCUGUUCUUCUAAAGGCUGGCAUGACGGUGCGUCAGGCUAUUCUUUACAACAUGCUGUCGGCCAUGAUGGCCUAUCUGGGCAUGGUCACCGGCAUCGUGAUCGGACACUACGCAGAGAACAUCUGCAUGUGGAUCUUUGCCCUGACGGCCGGCCUCUUCAUGUACGUGGCGCUGGUGGACAUGGUCCCUGAGAUGCUGCACAACGACGCCAGCGACCACGGCUUCAGCCACUGGGGCUUCUUCCUGCUGCAGAACGCCGGCAUCCUGCUGGGCUUCUGCAUCAUGCUGCUCAUUGCUGUGUUUGAACACAGGAUCCAGCUGGACCUGGGAGACUGAGGGAGCGCCGGUCUGCGUCUGCAUGCAUUCCAGUGUCUGUGUUUGGUGUGUUUCAUCUCUGAAGGGACUGAGGGGGGAGGAAGUGGGGCAGCUGAUGGAAGCAUGUUACAUGUGGGGACCAGAGGCUGCUGCUUGAUCUCAGUUAGAAAAGUUUAGGUUAGAAAAGGUUUUAGUUGAGAGGUUUAGACUGCUGCAAAUAGAAAAACUGCUUCAAAUUUACAUUUUUUAUUUUUAUUUCAGCUGACGUUUUCAGUUUAGAAGAGCUGUUGUAGAGGAUCAUUUCAGAAUCCAUUCCAGCUGACACAAAAAUGAAGUAUUUAGUUCACGAAAUGAAGAUUUUUUUGAUGUUUUUUUUUAUUUCAGAGAGGUUUCCCAAUAUUUCCAUGCUGUUUGAAUGCUUGAACGACAUAAAUCUCUGCUGGAGGUUCAGAAGUAUUUAUAUCCAAACGUCCAUCUUUUGCCUGAAACAAUCUAUUCAAAUGGUUCUCUUUUCCCAGUUUUACCUCAAAAAUGAACAGGAAUGUUCAUCCAAACGUUACAGGCCUCGUGUUUUCCUGAAACGAUUCUUGGUUUCCUGCCUGCAGACAUGCUUUUACUCUGAAAGUUGUUUGUUUCCUGCUAAAGUUGGUUUAAAUGUUUUCGUUCGGGUCUGUUGAUGCAAACGUAUUUCUUUCAAUAUGAGAAGCAAAGACUUCACAGGUCACUUCACUAUGAUGGAAAUGGGUUUUAAGUGUAAAAAUGUUUCACCUGUUAGGAGAAAACAGCUGAAACGUGCACUAAGACAAAUCAUUUUGUUUAUUUUUGAGUGUAAUGAGUUUAAAUGUGAACUUUCCAAACUGAACAAUCACAUCUGCUGCUGUCAUUUAUCAACUCUGCAGCUUCUCUGUUUCAUGAGGAUCAAUCAUCACUGAUGUCUUUACUGUGAGUUUCAGUGUUAGAGCAGCUGUUGGGAGUGGAGGUUCUCCACCGACUGAAGCUUUGUGUCUGUUACGUGUUCAAACUGUGGAGCCGCCAUGACGUCCAAUCAUCUUUGUGUCUCUGUGCUGUUUCGUCAUGACGUCUGCUGUUUCUGUGCUGCUAAAGAGAAGAAACUUUUUCAUGUCUGACUCCAAACGAGUUCAUUAAAGAGAAGUUCAUGGA